Ceratitis capitata (Mediterranean fruit fly) is the source of this 1928-nucleotide messenger RNA. It is a transcript of the gene calypso, whose product is annotated as ubiquitin carboxyl-terminal hydrolase calypso. Lineage: Eukaryota; Metazoa; Arthropoda; Insecta; Diptera; Tephritidae. The transcript is spliced from 3 exons. Gene Ontology annotation, molecular function: cysteine-type deubiquitinase activity. Gene Ontology annotation, biological process: protein deubiquitination; ubiquitin-dependent protein catabolic process. The coding region runs from base 433 to 1722 and encodes 429 amino acids. The record is from RefSeq and is a predicted model, not a curated record. Gene Ontology annotation, cellular component: cytoplasm.
AAAAUACAACAUCUUUUAGCAAUCGCAUGUGAACAGAUUAGAGUUAGUAUUUUGCAUCAUGUGUGUUAAAGCAGUGCACGUGUUAACAGCUAAUUCUUUAUAAUUUAUAAAUAUUUUUGUGCUAAUUAUAAUAAAUAAACAUAAAUUAGAUCAACAGCAACAGCUUCUGCAAAUUUCAUAAGCAUUGGUCAAUUAGUUUGGCUGAAACAAGCAUUGCAAACGUAAAGCGGAUAACACAUCGUAUACCAACUCUAGUUAGUAUUUUUUUAAAAUUAAAGGAUAGAGCUCGAUUUUAAUAUUAAUCUCAUGGGAUUGUUGAUUUGUAUUGCAUUUUGGAAACAUAAAUUCUUUAACGUUCAAGUAAGAAAAUAAUCUGAACGGAAAAACACAGGAUUUUAAUGUUUAUUUGUGGAACAUGACCUUAAGAACAUCAUGCCGGUGGAUUUAAAUCGUUUGACUGAUGGCUGGUUGGAAUUGGAGUCGGACCCAGGGCUAUUUACUCUUCUUCUGGAAGAUUUUGGUGUAAAAAAUGUACAAGUAGAGGAGGUUUAUGAUCUUCAUAAACCCAUAGAUGGUCCGGUUUAUGGCUUUAUAUUUCUUUUCCGUUGGAUGGAAGAAAGAAGAGCAAGACGAAAAAUAGUGGAAGCUACGGCGGAAAUAUUUGUUAAAGAUGAAGAAGAAGUUUCAAGAAUAUUUUUCGCCCAACAAGUGGUCCCUAAUAGUUGUGCUACACAUGCUUUAUUAUCGGUCCUUCUUAACAGUAACGACGCAGAUUUACAUCUGGGAGCAACCUUAAGUCGUUUAAAAGCUCAUACACAAGGUAUGUGUCCAGAGAAUAAAGGUUGGGCUAUUGGUAAUACUCCAGAAUUAGCUUGCGCCCAUAAUUCCCAUGCAAUGUCUCAAGCAAAACGACGAUUGGACAGAAGUUCUGCUUCAGGUGUAUCCACUGGUCGUUUCACGGGGGAAGCAUUUCAUUUCGUUAGUUAUGUUCCGAUUAACGGCCAUCUUUUCGAGUUAGACGGGUUGAAACCGUUUCCUAUUGACCACGGUCCUUGGAAGGAUAAUGAAGAUUGGACGGAUAAAUUUCGAUGCAUAAUGGCUGAAAGACUUGGAAUUGCGACUGGAGAACAAGACAUACGUUUCAACUUAAUGGCAGUUGUACCUGAUCGGCGCAUAGCAAUUACACAUAAAUUGAAAAUGUUGCGUACUAAUCAGGCUAUUGUAUCAGGUACUCUUCAAAAGCUUUUAAAAGCAAAUGAUUCUGAAUGUUUAAAGAAUUUAAAGAUUGAUAUAGAAUGUCCUGGAACGGAAGAAUACAAAAUAAGAUCUCCGCCCUCUCCAGCAAUGGAACCAAACGCUUUUACAAUUCGCGACUUGCAAUCUUUACUAAAAAAUCUCGUGGCUGAAAUAGCAAUUUGCGAACAACAAUUAAAUGAUGAAAAUGAUAAGAGAUAUAUGUUUAAGGUUGAUGACUGUCGACGCACUCAUAAUUACGACGAAUUCAUUUGCACGUUUUUGUCAAUGCUUGCUCAUCAAGGUGUACUUGGAGAAUUAGUUAGCCAACAUCUAUUACCAUCGAAAAAAAUUGGCGGACAAGGUGUGAACCGAUUGAACAAGGGAUCAAAUCAAACGCUAACACCACAGAAAUCUAAAAAUUGCAAAACGACGAAAAAUUCGGGUAGGAGACGCAAGGGCCGCAACAAAUGUAAAAAGAGAAAAUAACUACCAACAGAGCCAAACUCGAACCUAUAACUGUGUGUGAACUAUUAAAUGCUUACAUAUUAAAUUAACAUUUCUUAGAUAGAAGAUAAGUAAGUGUGGAAAUAAAGAAACAAGGACAUAUUUAUAGCUGUAAACCCAAAAAACUGGUUUAUCUUUAUCAAAAAUAUCUGUUCCGUUAGAAAAAUUUGUGAAAUAAAAUUUAAAUC